This is a messenger RNA of Lodderomyces orthopsilosis Co 90-125, 660 nucleotides long. RefSeq lists its product as uncharacterized. Bases 1 to 660 code for a protein of 219 amino acids. The record is from RefSeq and is a predicted model, not a curated record. Gene Ontology annotation, cellular component: mitochondrion. Lineage: Eukaryota; Fungi; Ascomycota; Pichiomycetes; Serinales; Debaryomycetaceae. Gene Ontology annotation, biological process: mitochondrial fission. The transcript has a single exon.
AUGCCAUCAGUAGGCUCAGAUAUCAACAGCACUGUUCAAAAAGUGAAGGGGUCAGUAGAUGAUCAAUCAGUGACCGAUCAAGAAUCAGGGUUGAGAUACGCUGCCUACGCCAAUAGAUUUAGAACUAUCUUGUUAGCUUCUCACAGAUAUGUAGCUUACACAUCAGAUAUUGGGGAAUCAUUCAGACCAGUAGCACAUCCAUAUUUGGUCAAGGCUGGGUAUGCAGUAUCUUGGCUCUAUAUUAUCGGUGAUGUUUCAUAUGCAUCUUGGAUAACAAAGAUGAAAAGUGAAGGAAGAUACACUCCAGGAUUAAAACCUUGGGAUCAACAGCCGCAACCAGAUGCAAUUGCUGCUGAAACGUUCAAGCAAACCCAUAGCUUAGUUGACACUGAUUGGAGGUUGAGUGCCUUGAAAAGAGGUAUAUUCCAGAGCGUCGCUUCUAUGGGUUUGCCUGCGUUUACUAUUCACAGUGCCGUGCGUUAUUCAUCUUACAUUUUCAAAAACUCGGGUAACAAAGCAUUGAAAACAUAUGGUCCCGUUGCAAUAGGUUUGGGAAUUGUUCCAUUGUUGCCUUAUGUUUUCGAUGAACCUGUUGAACAUGUUGUUGACUGGGUGUUUGACAAAGGUGAAAAGUUGUAUUUAAAGGAGAAAUUAGCAUAG